GCAGGUGCCAGGCGGCUUGGGUUGGACUUCCUUGGCGACUUCCAUUUGACUGAGAGUCCAGAAGCCACCACCCCCAAGUCUUCCAGUCUCUAUUCGUACACUACGGAUACCUCCUCAAUUCCUUUUGCAACCUUACCUUACCUACUACCUUAGUUUACUGUGUCAAUGUGUACCUGGGCCUCUCUCUCUCUCUCUCUCAUUACCGAUGGCUCUGCCUCUUUCUUCUCUUGCAGGUUGCGUCUUGUGUGUCGGGUUGCAGCUCCACGAUACCACGGCCAAUCCAAUCCAUUCACCAACGCCAAUGCCAGUUCGGUCCCAGACUUUGCAGUCGUCCAUCAUCCACCCCCGGUGCACCGCACCACACGUUCAUGUUCACGCCCCAUGCUCUAUGCCCGGUCGGUCGAUUUGGCAACUUAUUGCAAGUUGCAGCAGCGUAUCUGUAUCCGUAUCAAGAGGAAGUUCUGUCUAGGUGUGUACGCAUACUAGGCCCAGGUGCAGCAGCAGC
Molecule: messenger RNA, 505 nt
Organism: Colletotrichum phormii
Lineage: Eukaryota; Fungi; Ascomycota; Sordariomycetes; Glomerellales; Glomerellaceae
Exons: 1
Coding region: 166-486 (106 amino acids)
Source: RefSeq, a predicted model, not a curated record